Messenger RNA from Anthostomella pinea, 240 nucleotides. The record is from the annotation of a GenBank genome assembly. Lineage: Eukaryota; Fungi; Ascomycota; Sordariomycetes; Xylariales; Xylariaceae.
AUGUUUCUGCCGCUGUUCGACACAUUUGAUCCGACCACAUGCGCCAAGCAGGAUGACGAGACGACUGACUGGAUACAACGCGAGCGGGACAUAGUACGAAAGGUUGUGACUCAGUUCCAAGUAUUUGAGCUCCUAGCCCGACUCGAAUCACCAGCCCAGACUCAGCGACAUUUUGACAUCGAACUUGACCCCGAAGACGCCCUCUAUAUCCUCCAAGCAAACCGCCCGCCUUGCCGAUAG